Messenger RNA from Gorilla gorilla gorilla (western lowland gorilla), 1598 nucleotides. RefSeq names its product pleckstrin homology domain containing O1 (gene PLEKHO1). Gene Ontology annotation, biological process: regulation of myoblast fusion. Gene Ontology annotation, cellular component: muscle cell projection membrane; ruffle membrane. The transcript is spliced from 6 exons. Lineage: Eukaryota; Metazoa; Chordata; Mammalia; Primates; Hominidae. Bases 260 to 1489 code for a protein of 409 amino acids. The record is from RefSeq and is a predicted model, not a curated record.
GCGUGGGCGCCGGGAUGGAGGGCGCCGAGGGGCGGGGAGCGGGCGUGCGUGUGUGUGCGAGUGCGAAUGCGAGGGAGGCCGGCCUUGAGUGAAACCGGAGCUACAAAGAAGGGGAGAGUCCGGGAGCGGGAGGGCGCGAGGGAGGAGCGGCGGCGCCGGGGCAGCUCCGACGGCCUCCCGCGGGGAAGGAGCCCCCGCGGUGCCGCCGAGGCCCCGACGCGGGGCCGCCCCUCGGCCCGCCGCCCCGCUCCCGCUGGGAAUGAUGAAGAAGAACAAUUCCGCCAAGCGGGGGCCUCAGGAUGGAAACCAGCAGCCUGCACCGCCCGAGAAGGUCGGCUGGGUCCGGAAAUUCUGCGGGAAAGGGAUUUUCAGGGAGAUUUGGAAAAACCGCUAUGUGGUGCUGAAGGGGGACCAGCUCUACAUCUCUGAGAAGGAGGUAAAAGAUGAGAAAAAUAUUCAAGAGGUAUUUGACCUGAGUGACUAUGAGAAGUGUGAAGAGCUCCGGAAGUCCAAGAGCAGGAGCAAGAAAAAUCAUAGCAAGUUUACUCUUGCCCACUCCAAACAGCCCGGUAACACGGCACCCAACCUGAUCUUCCUGGCAGUGAGUCCAGAAGAGAAGGAAUCGUGGAUCAAUGCCCUCAACUCUGCCAUCACCCGAGCCAAGAACCGUAUCUUGGAUGAGGUCACCGUUGAGGAGGACAGCUAUCUUGCCCAUCCCACUCGCGACAGGGCAAAAAUCCAGCACUCCCGCCGCCCCCCAACAAGGGGACACCUAAUGGCUGUGGCUUCCACCUCUACCUCGGAUGGGAUGCUGACCUUGGACUUGAUCCAAGAGGAAGACCCUUCCCCUGAGGAACCAACCUCUUGUGCUGAGAGCUUUCGGGUUGACCUGGACAAGUCUGUGGCCCAGCUGGCAGGGAGCCGGCGGAGAGCAGACUCAGACCGCAUCCAGCCCUCCGCAGACCGGGCAAGCAGUCUCUCCCGACCUUGGGAAAAAACAGACAAAGGGGCCACCUACACCCCCCAGGCACCCAAGAAGUUGACGCCCACAGAGAAAGGCCGCUGCGCCUCCCUGGAGGAGAUCCUAUCUCAGCGGGACGCUGCCUCUGCCCGCACCCUCCAGCUGCGGGCUGAGGAACCCCCAACCCCUGCGCUCCCCAACCCGGGGCAGCUGUCCCGGAUCCAGGACCUGGUAGCAAGGAAACUGGAGAAGACUCAGGAGCUUCUGGCAGAGGUUCAGGGACUGGGAGAUGGGAAGCGAAAGGCCAAGGACCCCCCUCGGUCUCCGCCGGAUUCUGAGUCAGAGCAGCUGCUGCUGGAGACGGAACGGCUGCUGGGAGAGGCAUCAUCGAAUUGGAGCCAGGCAAAGAGGGUGCUGCAGGAGGUCAGGGAGCUGAGAGACCUGUACAGACAGAUGGACCUGCAGACCCCGGACUCCCACCUCAGACAGACCACCCCGCACAGUCAGUACCGGAAGAGCCUGAUGUGAGGGCAGGGUGGGGUCUGGAACUUGUUGAGUUGGACAGACUUAUCUCCGUGUUGCUGGAUAAAGCUUUUUUAUUUACCUCAAUCAAAAAAAGAAAACAAAAAUGAACUCA